AUGAGGUUCUUUGUUCCUGCUGUCUUUCUGACAGCAUGCCGCGUGCUCACUGCUGCUGCUGCACCUGCUGCCGGCAUAGGAGACACCACUGAUGUGGCACUCGGUGAUGGAAUAACAUGCCCCGGUGCACCCACUUCAUGCGACGACGCCCUCACCCUGCGGCUUGGCCACAACGGAAUCAACGUUGGCGACAGCAAAACCCUCUACCACGAUGUCACUGAAGCCCUCGAAGCGCUCUGUGCCGAAGACUAUUGCCUGUCAAAAGCCGCUACAUUCCCCGUCUCGAUCAUAGAGUCCACCUCCCGAGGCCCAUAUUACAGAGAGCGCGUAGACAAGACAAUCAGCGUCACCAUCCUGACCGCUGACUGGGGCCGCCGCGUCGAUGUUCGUAAGUUCAUGAGCAACACCAUCGCCGCGGCGUUUGAGCGCGGAACCUACGAUCCGAAAAACUGCUACAUGAACCGGGUCAAGGGCGACAAGGUAGAGCAUUUCAGGGAUUGUAUGACGUUGGACUAUGCGGAGGUUGUCUUGUCGAAUGGAUAUAGCAUGAAGGUCAUGUUUGGCGGGCCACGCAGUUCGGUGAAGGGGCUGAACUAUGACUGUAAGAGGGAGGUUGAUGAUAUGUACCCGUUCCUGAAAAACGACUUGGCGUGGAAGGCGAAGGCUGUUUACGUCUAUUGUCUGUCGAAAUAG
Alternaria rosae is the source of this 693-nucleotide messenger RNA. RefSeq lists its product as uncharacterized. Bases 1 to 693 code for a protein of 230 amino acids. NCBI's taxonomy places the organism in Eukaryota, Fungi, Ascomycota, Dothideomycetes, Pleosporales, Pleosporaceae. The transcript has 3 exons. The record is from RefSeq and is a predicted model, not a curated record.